This is a messenger RNA of Tauraco erythrolophus (red-crested turaco), 1726 nucleotides long. The record is from RefSeq and is a predicted model, not a curated record. Lineage: Eukaryota; Metazoa; Chordata; Aves; Musophagiformes; Musophagidae.
AUGGUUGCUGCGCGUAGGAGCUCGUUUUCUAAAUGCCCACCGUGUCAUGCGCCGCCGAAGCGGAAGACAUGGCUGAUAACUGCUGCCCACACGUGGGAUCCCCGCAGGGCCCGUUUUGUUCUUCACGACGUCAAAAUUCGGGACAGACGUGCCGCCCGCAGCCCGCGAGCCGUCGCGGGAGGGCAGAGCGGAGCCGUCUGUGGUGGCUCACCUAAUACUCGCUUCUUGCGCAAAAAGCAGGUGAGUGACUGGAUUCGUGAGGAUGACCCAACAGAGCAGAUUUACCGGAAGGGAGCCGUUAGUGAGGCAUCUCGAGUGAUGGUAGCAUCGCGUAACUAUGCAGACUUUGCAAGUGAAGCUACAUUUGAACUUAAGAAAUGCGACCUCCAUCGCCUGGAAGAAGGCCCUAGUACCACAGCAGUGAUGACCCGAGAGGAAGGGCUUCAUUACUACAAGACAAUGCAGACCAUACGACGCAUGGAGCUGAAGUCAGACCAGCUGUACAAGCAGAAGAUCAUCCGUGGCUUCUGCCACUUAUAUGAUGGUCAAGAGGCUUGCUGUGUAGGGCUGGAAGUUGCCAUAAAGCCUACAGACCACGUGAUAACAGCUUACAGAGCUCAUGGCUUCACCUAUGCGCGAGGAGUGCCUGUUCGAGAAAUUCUUGCCGAACUUACAGGUCGAAAAGGAGGAUGUGCGAAGGGAAAAGGAGGAUCAAUGCAUAUGUAUACCAAAAACUUUUAUGGUGGCAAUGGUAUUGUUGGUGCUCAGGUUCCUCUUGGAGCUGGGAUCGCACUGGCCUGUAAAUACUUCGGUAAAAAUGAAAUCUGUCUGACGUUGUAUGGGGAUGGUGCAGCCAAUCAGGGCCAAAUAUUUGAAACAUACAAUAUGGCAGCCUUAUGGAAGUUGCCUUGUAUUUUUAUCUGUGAGAACAAUCGGUAUGGAAUGGGAACUUCGGUUGAAAGAGCUGCAGCCAGUACUGACUACUACAAAAGAGGAGACUUUAUUCCAGGGCUCAGGGUGGAUGGCAUGGAUGUUCUCUGUGUUCGAGAAGCAACAAAGUUUGCGGCUGAGCACUGUAGAGCUGGAAAAGGUCCUAUUCUGAUGGAGCUGCAGACAUACCGUUAUCACGGCCACAGUAUGAGUGACCCUGGAAUAAGCUAUCGUACCAGAGAAGAAAUUCAAGAAGUGAGAAGCAAAAGUGAUCCCAUUACUUUGCUGAAGGACAGAAUGGUCAACAACAACCUUGCUAGCAUUGAAGAAUUAAAGGAAAUUGAUGUGGCUGUAAGGAAGGAGAUUGAGGAAGCUGCUCAGUUUGCUACCACUGACCCAGAGCCACCGUUGGAAGAACUAGGUAACCACAUCUACUUCAAUGAGCCACCCUUUGAAGUGCGUGGCCCAAACCAGUGGAUAAGGUACAAGUCUGUCAGCUAAAAGCCUUUUUGUUGGCAUAACUUAUCCAGAAGAAUAAGUAAUGCUUUUACAAGAACUAUAAUGACUCAGAAACAACCCUUAAGCUUAUUUAAAAGCUCUUUCAAAGAGGAAAUGUGUAAGGAAAUCCAUCUCAGCAUGGAUUUUUCUUAAACAUCCUGAAUGUUGUUGCAGAAGGAGCUAAAUUAAAGCAGCAGUUUAUUUAAAUUGCUAUAUAUUUACUGACUUUUCUUUGGAUUGCUGUAUGUGUUAUGUACAGUGUAAAAAAGAAAAAAUUAUUAAACUUUAACAACAUUUA